AUGAUCAGGUUGGCCUCUGAGGUUUCUAGUUCAGAAGAAUAUUAUCAAUUAGUGGAUGACAGUAUUAACACUUUAGUGGGCCACAUUGCAAAGCUUCGCUUACAAACAGAAGAUAAUGACAAGAAUAGGGAUGAUGGUGUAAAUAAGGUCGCUAAUCAGGGUACACAACCUAAGGGAUUCAAGCAACGACCAACCAUUAAGAGGAAAGGGGACAACUUCAUGAUACGAAUACUUCAAUCCUUGAUCAAGUUUGAUUACGAAAUUGCCAAAACUUCUUUUGUUUCAAAGCUAAAUAUAGAUAUUGUGACUGAAUACUCAAAGAAAGUGAGGGCAUUGGGUGUUACAAUCUUUGAGUUAUUGUCAAAGGCUCUUGGUCUUGAUCCAUCCUAUCUUAAAAAAAUGGAUUGUGCUGAGACACUUUUUAUUAUGGGUCAAUAUUAUCUAGCAUGCCCUGAACUUGAAUUAACACUAGGCUCUACAAAGCACAAUGAUAUGGACUUCAUGACAAUUCUUCUGCAAGAUCAGAUUGGUGGUCUUCAAAUUCUUCAUGAUAAUCACUGGAUUAAUGUUGCUUCUGUGCAUGAUGCACUUAUUAUAAACAUUGGAGAUCUUCUACAGAUAUUGUGA
This is a messenger RNA of Abrus precatorius (Indian licorice), 627 nucleotides long. Its product is annotated as deacetoxyvindoline 4-hydroxylase-like. The record is from RefSeq and is a predicted model, not a curated record. The coding region runs from base 1 to 627 and encodes 208 amino acids. The transcript is spliced from 4 exons. NCBI's taxonomy places the organism in Eukaryota, Viridiplantae, Streptophyta, Magnoliopsida, Fabales, Fabaceae.